Molecule: messenger RNA, 1811 nt
Organism: Rhododendron vialii
Lineage: Eukaryota; Viridiplantae; Streptophyta; Magnoliopsida; Ericales; Ericaceae
Product: flavonoid 3'-monooxygenase-like
Exons: 3
Coding region: 51-1610 (519 amino acids)
Molecular function (GO): monooxygenase activity; heme binding; iron ion binding
Source: RefSeq, a predicted model, not a curated record
CUUCUUUCUCUUGUUAACAUAUUAUUCAUUGCUAAAGACCAAAGAUAUAUAUGGCUUCUUCUUUGGCUCUUGCUCUCUACUCCCUGGUUGUUGGCUUCUUUCUGUACUGCCUUCUUAACCUGCGCACCCUCCUCAACCGCCAACCGCGGCCACUCCCGCCGGGGCCGAAGCCGUGGCCCGUAAUCGGGAACCUGCCCCACCUGGGCACGAAGCCUCACCACUCCAUCGCGGCCCUGGCGCGGGAGUACGGCCCGCUGAUGCACCUCUGGAUGGGGUCGGUGCACGUGGUGGUGGCCGCGUCGGCCUCGGUCGCCGCGCAGUUCCUGAAGACGCACGACGCCAACUUCUCGAGCCGGCCGCCCAACUCGGGGGCCAAGCACAUCGCUUAUAACUACCAAAACCUUGUGUUUGCGCCGUAUGGGCCGCGGUGGCGGAUGCUUAGAAAGAUAUGCUCGGUUCACUUGUUCUCUGCUAAGGCUUUGGAUGACUUCCGCCACGUCCGCCUGGAGGAGGUAGCCAUCCUCACGCGCGGCUUGGCGAGUGCGGAAGAAUCCACCACCGUAAAUCUCGGACAACUCCUCAACCGAUGCACCACAAACGCCCUUGGACGCGUGAUGCUGGGGCGUCGUGUGUUUAGCGACGGGGACGCGAAAGCAGACGAGUUCAAGUCCAUGGUUGUGGAGCUGAUGGUACUCUCGGGAGUCUUCAACAUCGGCGACUUUGUACCGUGGCUCGAGUGGCUCGAUUUACAAGGGGUGGCCAAAAAAAUGAAGAAGCUGCACUCGCGGUUUGAUGCGUUUCUCAGUGAGAUUCUUGAGGAGCAUAAGGUGGGUGGCGGGGCCCAGAAUCACGCUACUAGUAAUUUGUUGAGUACGUUGAUUUCUCUGAAGGAGGAUGGUGAUGGUGAUGGUGAUGGUGAUGGUGAGGGAGGGAAGUUGACUGAUACAGAGAUCAAAGCCUUGCUCCUGGACUUGUUCGCAGCAGGAACUGACACCUCAUCUAGCAAUGUAGAGUGGGCCGUAGCAGAACUCCUUAAACAUCCCAAAGUCCUAGCCAAAGCCCAACAAGAGCUGGACUCAAUUGUUGGCCCGGGCCGGCUCGUAAUGGAGUCCGACUUGCCCCAAUUAACCUACCUCCAAGCCAUCAUCAAGGAAACCUUCCGGCUCCACCCAUCGACCCCGCUCUCUCUCCCGCGGAUGGCGGCCGAAAGCUGCGAAAUCAAUGGCUACUUCAUCCCGAAGGGCUCGACUCUUCUCGUCAACGUGUGGGCCAUAGCCCGUGAUCCGGAUGCAUGGGCCAAUCCCUUAGAGUUCUUGCCAGAGCGGUUCCUCCCUGGCGGGGAAAAGCCCAAUGCUGAUAUUAGAGGGAACGAUUUUGAGGUCAUUCCGUUUGGGGCGGGCCGGAGGAUAUGUGCCAGGAUGAGCCUUGGGCUUCGGAUGGUCCAGCUAUUAACCGCGACAUUGGUCCAGGCCUUCAACUGGGAAUUGCCUAAGGGGAAAUCGGUCGAGAAGCUUAAUAUGGAUGAAGCAUACGGGCUGACCUUACAGCGGGCCGAUCCCCUCAUGGUCCACCCAAGGCCGAGGCUAGCGGCCCGUCUGUAUCAGGCCUGAGAGGUUGUUUAGUUAGAUGAGAACUGGGCUAUGGGUUUGGUGGGCCUCUGUAGAUGAAGUGGAAUAAUUGAGCGCUAAUGUUUUAUUGUUUCUGGAGCUAUUUGGAUUUUUGUGUGUGUGUGUCUCUAUUUUGGACUCUCUUUAUCUUCCUCUACUUGUUUACUUCAAUAGUAGUAUUCGUCUAAGCGUGUUCCAUAUCCA